GUUGAUAACCUGCAGCCAAUAGAAUGGAACAAAGACGCAAUGGAUCAUCUGGUGCUGGACACGAGAAAGAAAGAUAUGCUUAAAGGCCUUGUGCGCCAUCACUCAAGUCGAAACCGUCGCAGUGAGAGAGGAGAUCUCAUUGCGGGCAAGGGACGGAGCCUUGUUAUUCUCCUCCAUGGGCCACCAGGUGUCGGCAAGACGCUCACCGCGGAGUCAGUUGCUGAGGCUGUAGGAAAACCUCUUUUAGCAAUGAGCAUUGGCGAAAUGGUGUGGGAUGAGACGCAGCUCCAAGAACGGUUGAAAACUGAGUUCCAACGCGCCAUAGAUUGGGACGCAGUUCUCCUCUUGGAUGAAGCCGACGUGGUGCUCGAAGCUCGAUCAUUUGAAGAUGUGCGGCGAAACGGCAUCGUUUCCAUCUUUCUCAGAGAGCUGGAAUAUUACCAAGGAGUCUUAUUCCUCACUACGAAUAGAGUCAGCACAAUGGACACUGCGUUUCAGUCACGCAUUCAAAUCGGCGUCGGCUUUCGGAGCAUGACGCCCAAGAUCCGCGCAGAUGUCUGGAAGCAGCUGCUCACCCUGAAUGGCAGGGAUGAGAUUCUGGGGCCGGAAGCGGUCAAGAGUAUCCAAACGAGGUUGAACAAGUAUGAACUGAAUGGGCGACAGAUUAGAAACGUUCUGAAUGUUGCCGAGGGCCUUGCG
Molecule: messenger RNA, 699 nt
Organism: Trichoderma atroviride IMI 206040
Lineage: Eukaryota; Fungi; Ascomycota; Sordariomycetes; Hypocreales; Hypocreaceae
Molecular function (GO): ATP hydrolysis activity; ATP binding
Source: RefSeq, a predicted model, not a curated record